AUGUGGUCAGGGUGUCUUGCAGGAGACUUCACAGAGGCAGUGGCACCCAUCAGGGGCCCUCCCAAGGGCGGCGGAGCCCCCAGGAGCCCUGCCACAGGUUGUGGCGCCCUGAGGACCUCUUCCAGGGACUGUGGCGCCCCCAAGGCCCUCCCAGGGACGACAGGACCCCCUAGGUUCGUCGCAGGUGGCAGUACGCCCCCAGGGGUUCUCCCAAAGGUGGCAAAUCCCCCAGGGGCCCUGCCAUGGGCUGUGGCACCCCCAAGGAAUCUUCCAGGAGCUAUCGCGGCCCCAAGGCCCUAUCGGGGGCGGCGGCACCUCCCAGGAGUGAUAAACUACUGCCACAAGGGGCCCUACAAGAACAGCGCUCCUUUGGGCCCUCCCAUAUGCCCAACCAGGUGCGGCGCUUAUGGAAGCCUUUGCAGGGGCGGCGGCAAACCCAGAGGUCCUCUCAGGGACCACAGGGUCCCUCCAAGAGACUGUGACAACCCCAGGGGACCUCCCAGGUUGUGCAACGACACCAAGGGCCCUCCCAGAGGCAGUGGCCACCGAAGGGACACUUCCAGGGUGCCCUACAAGGGCAGCGCUCCUUGGGGCCCUACCAUUUGCCCCACCAGGUGUGGCGCUUCCAGGGGCCCUUGUAGGGGCGGCGGCGGCCCCAGAGGCCCUCCCAGAGCCCACAUGGGCCUUCCAAUAGGUUGUGGCGCCUCCAGGGGACCUCCCAUGGCCUGCAACGACGCCGAGGACCCUCCCAGGGGUGAAGGCCAGCUAAGGGAUGCUUCCAGGAUCGGCGGAGCAUCCUGGAGCCCUCCCAGGGACAGUGGCACCUCCCAAAGGCCCUCUCAGGGGCCCUACAAGGGCAGCACUCCCUGGGGGCCUCCCAUUUGCACUACCAGGUGGGGUGCUUCCAGGGACCUUCGCAGGGACCCUAUUAGAAGAGCCAUCUCCCAGAAGCCCAUAGCUUGCUUGCGCAAAAACAACUGCCCCCAGGGGCCCUACAAGGGCAGCGCUCUUUGGGGCCCUCCCAUUUGCCCCACUAGGUAUGGCGUUUUCAGGGGCAUUCGUAGGGGCGGCGGCGACCCCAGAGGCGCUCCCAGGGACCACAGGGGCCUUAUAAGAGGCUGUGGUGACCCCAGGGGACUUAACAGGCGCAUUAACGUCACCAAUGGCCCUCCUAGGGGCGGUGGCCACCUAAGGGACACUUCCAGGGUCGCGGAACUCCCCAGAGACUUGCCAGAGGCAGUGGCACCCCUCAGGGGCCCUCCCAAGGGCGGCGGAGCCCCCGGGAGCCCUGCCACGGGUUGUGGCGCCCUGAGGACCUCUUCCAGGGAUUGUGGCGUCCCCAAGGCCCUCCCAGUAACGACAACGCCCCCCGGGUUCGUCCCAGGUGGCAGUACGCCCCCAGGGGUUCUCCCAAAGGUGGCAAAUCCCCCAGGGGCCCUGCCAUGGGCUGUGACACCCCCAAGGAAUCUUCUAGGAGCUGUCGCGCCCCCAAGGCUCUAUCGGGGGCGGUAG
Homarus americanus (American lobster) is the source of this 1512-nucleotide messenger RNA. Its product is annotated as basic salivary proline-rich protein 1-like. The transcript has 6 exons. The coding region runs from base 1 to 1512 and encodes 503 amino acids. NCBI's taxonomy places the organism in Eukaryota, Metazoa, Arthropoda, Malacostraca, Decapoda, Nephropidae. The record is from RefSeq and is a predicted model, not a curated record.